Tribolium madens (black flour beetle) is the source of this 1007-nucleotide messenger RNA. RefSeq names its product deoxynucleoside kinase-like. Gene Ontology annotation, biological process: nucleobase-containing compound metabolic process. Gene Ontology annotation, molecular function: deoxynucleoside kinase activity; ATP binding. The transcript has 4 exons. Gene Ontology annotation, cellular component: mitochondrion; cytoplasm. The record is from RefSeq and is a predicted model, not a curated record. NCBI's taxonomy places the organism in Eukaryota, Metazoa, Arthropoda, Insecta, Coleoptera, Tenebrionidae. The coding region runs from base 159 to 860 and encodes 233 amino acids.
AAUAGGCGGGAAUGUAGAUAAACAAAAGUAAUGCCGGCUACAAGUUAUGUACAGUGUGAUGCCUUUUUAUCGUUGAUUUAAUGUAAUCUAAUAUAAUCCUAGACAUUUAACUGAAAUUAGUUUUGUUUAAUGUGUUGUUUGCUGUGCAACAUUGCAAAAUGAAUACCGAUUAUUUGAAACGUUCACCUUUAAAACAAUUUGCAAACGUACGCCCGUACACAGUUAUUGUGGAGGGUAACAUCGGUUGUGGCAAAACCACGUUUUUAAAUUAUUUUCAACAAUAUGACGAUGUCAAUGUACUUGCAGAGCCGGUUAAUAAGUGGCGAAACUGCAAUGGUUACAAUUUACUUGAGCAAAUGUAUUCUGACCCAAAAAAAUGGAGUUUCACCUUCCAGUCUUACGUGCAAUUGACUAUUUUGCAACAUCAUACUAUGAAAACGGGCCGCCCAAUAAAAUUAAUGGAAAGAUCUAUUUACAGCGCUAGAAAUUGUUUUGUGGAGCAAAUGGCCAGAAAUGGAUGCAUUGACCAUGCUUCAGUGUCAGUAAUGGACGAAUGGUUCAAUUGGGCUAAAGAAAACUGUGACUUAUCAGUUGAUCUUAUUGUUUAUUUGAGGACAACACCUGGGACGGCGUAUCAGCGCAUGGUGACACGUAACAGACCUGAAGAGCAAUCUGUGCCCCUUAAAUAUUUCCAAGAUAUUCAUAACUUGCAUGAAGAGUGGUUACUUGAAAAGAGAUUUGAGUGUCCAGCCCCGGUUUUAAUUAUUGAUGCGAAUUUGGACAAGUCAGGCAUCUUGGAAGAAUACUCCAAGUGCAAGGCGCAAAUAUUUACAGAAAAAGAAUUGAAAGUUACGCUUUAAUUUACAACUAGUAUUAUUUUGAUUUUCAUAAAUAUUUUAAUUUUCUGGUCUCAGAGGCCCCAAUGCACAUUAUGAUUAUGUAGUUUUAUUGUAAUUUUCUUGUCAUUAGUUUAGUUUUUAUAACUACCCUUUAAAUAAAAUAAUGUG